CUUUGCUGUUACUUCGUACCCUACGGAGCCAUUCAUGUGUGACUCCAUGAUGGCGGCUCUGAUAGAAACACAUGUGCAGUUGUCUGCAGACGAUGCAGAGCCUCAGUCUGAGGACAACGAUGACCAGAGUGAUCCUGACGGAGACAGCAAUGACGAAAGGUCAGAUGAUGAUGCGAGCGAUGGAGGAGAAAACGACAGAGACAGUGAAGGAGGAAGUGAUGGGGAGGAGGCAGAGGAUGAAGAUGGAGGAGCGGAUGAGGAGGGAGAUGACGGCAACGCCAAUGCUGGGUGGGCUGAGGCCAUGGCAAAGAUCCUGGGGAAGAAAACCCCUGAGAGCAAAAAUAGCAUCCUGGUGAAGAACAAAGAGCUGGACAAGCAGAAGGAGAAAGAAAGACAGGAACAGCUGGAGAGAAAGAAACAGGUCGACAAGAAGCGAGCGUGGGAGAUGAUGUGUCGGGAGAAACCUGACAUUGUAAAGGACCGCGAGGCUGAAAGAGCUCUGCAGAGAAUUGCUACCAGAGGGGUGGUGCAGCUUUUCAACGCUGUGAGGAAACACCAGAAGACUAUCGAUAACAAGGUGAAGGAAGUCGGGGGCUCGGAGAGGAAGAAGGCCAAGCUUCUCUCGUCUGUCUCCAAGAAAGACUUCAUCGAUGUGCUGAGAAGCACAGAGGGAAGCAGCAGAGUCACCACCAAGACUGAACAGGACAUGGUGAAAUAAUGUUUCCCUCUAAAAAGAAAUAAAACACCCACAAAUGUGCAUCUUAUAAAAGAUAUGUUGUGCCUAUUAAAUUGAUAUUGUGGAGUACUAUUUUAAAAACGCGAGGGAAAAGUGUCUCUGGGGGAAAUAAC
This is a messenger RNA of Plectropomus leopardus (leopard coralgrouper), 849 nucleotides long. Lineage: Eukaryota; Metazoa; Chordata; Actinopteri; Perciformes; Serranidae. The record is from RefSeq and is a predicted model, not a curated record.